ACUUUCAAACACCGAACGGAGGCAAAAAUUCUGCCACUUCGCCAGUCGAUUACAAGCCUCGAUCCGAUUCGGUUCGAUUCUUUUGGUGGUGCUUUACGUUGUAAGGAAGAUCGUGAGAAUAAUAAUAACUGAUAAUAUUGGUUUUUAUCGACAAAUUUUGGUAAACAUUGAACAAGCCUGAACCGAGAAACAUGUCGAAAACAUUCUCAGCAUCGCAAGUGUCGAUGCACAAUAAGGAGAAGGAUCUAUGGAUCAUAUACAAAGAUGGCGUUUACGACGUAACGAAAUUUCUGAAGGAACAUCCAGGCGGUGAGGAAGUGUUGAUUGAUCUAGCUGGAAAAGACGCGACUAAAUGUUUCGACGACGUUGGACAUACCAUCGAGGCUAUACAACUUCGCGAAACUUAUAAAAUAGGAACGGUGGAUAACACAGCUUCCGCAGAACAGUCGCCUUCCAGUGGCGUGCAAGGAGCGACGAUAGACGACGACAACUGGGAUUACCAGCCAUUGGAAAACAAAUCGUCACCGUGGCUUCCGGUUUUCGUAACAGCUGGCGUCCUCAUUUACUCGAUCCUUUUUUACUACUUUUGGUUCUCGUAAGGGGAGUAACAAUCGUCGAAUAGAAAUUACCCGCAUGCGACAUAACACAAUCCUGACGAAUAGAAAACAUUUAUUUAAAAAAAGUAUCAUCGACAAUGUAUAUAUUAAUUAUUUCUGUUGCUUGCAUUCAAUGAAAAGGAAAUACACAAUCGUGACGAAUAAAACGCUUAUUUAUUUUUUGAAAAUAUCACGGGCAAUGUGUAUAUUAAUUAAUCUGGUUGUUCCUAUUCGAUGAAAAGAAAAACACCAGAGAGAGAGAGAGAGAGAGAUCAAAAUUCGAUAAAAUUACUACUAAGAUAAGAUAACGCUUUAUCUUGACGUCAAGGAAUUUAUCAAAUUUCACUUCGUAAUCAAACACUUUAUUUACGCGACAAACGUGAUAAAUAAUGAACACUUUCUUCUU
This is a messenger RNA of Habropoda laboriosa, 1002 nucleotides long. Its product is annotated as cytochrome b5-like. The record is from RefSeq and is a predicted model, not a curated record. The transcript is spliced from 3 exons. The coding region runs from base 192 to 599 and encodes 135 amino acids. Gene Ontology annotation, molecular function: heme binding. Gene Ontology annotation, cellular component: membrane; intracellular membrane-bounded organelle. Lineage: Eukaryota; Metazoa; Arthropoda; Insecta; Hymenoptera; Apidae.